This is a messenger RNA of Cucumis melo (muskmelon), 715 nucleotides long. RefSeq names its product regulatory-associated protein of TOR 1-like. Lineage: Eukaryota; Viridiplantae; Streptophyta; Magnoliopsida; Cucurbitales; Cucurbitaceae. The transcript has 4 exons. The record is from RefSeq and is a predicted model, not a curated record. The coding region runs from base 197 to 715 and encodes 172 amino acids. Gene Ontology annotation, cellular component: TORC1 complex; cytoplasm. Gene Ontology annotation, molecular function: protein-macromolecule adaptor activity. Gene Ontology annotation, biological process: cellular response to starvation; positive regulation of protein serine/threonine kinase activity; regulation of autophagy.
GUCCGUUGGAAUAUUCCCGUAUGUUCUAAAGCUUCUGCAGACGACAACGCCGGAGCUGCGACAAAUUCUGGUUUUUAUAUGGACAAAGAUUCUGGCCUUAGAUAAGUCUUGCCAGGUUGAUUUAGUAAAGGAUGGUGGGCAUACAUAUUUCAUCCGCUUUCUUGAUAGCCUUGAAGCUUUCCCAGAACAGCGGGCAAUGGCUGCAUUUGUUUUAGCGGUAAUUGUUGAUGGGCACAGGCGAGGCCAGGAAGCAUGCAUCGAAGCUAAUUUAAUCCACGUCUAUUUAAAGCAUCUCCAGAGUUCAACACCAAAUGAUGGACAAACUGAGCCGCUAUUUCUUCAAUGGCUUUGUCUUUGUCUUGGAAAACUGUGGGAAGACUACAUAGAUGCUCAAAUCAUAGGAUUGCAGGCUGAUGCCCCUGCUGUGUUUAGUUCUUUAUUGGCUGAGCCUCAACCAGAGGUUAGGGCGUCAGCAAUUUUUGCACUGGGUACUCUACUUGAUGUAGGGAGUGACUCGUCUAGAGAUGGUGUUGUCGAUGAUGAUUGUGAUGAUGAUGAAAAAAUUAGGGCUGAAACCAGUAUUGUUGGAAGUCUCUUAAGUGUUGUUUCGGAUGGAAGUCCACUUGUUAGGGCUGAGGUUGCUGUUGGUAUGAUUCUCUAUUCCCCUUGUUUUCUGCUUAUACUUGCUGUCUUCGCGUGUGCGAGUAAGAUAUGA